This is a messenger RNA of Plasmodium cynomolgi strain B, 727 nucleotides long. Its product is annotated as centrin. Gene Ontology annotation, biological process: centriole replication; mitotic cell cycle. Lineage: Eukaryota; Apicomplexa; Aconoidasida; Haemosporida; Plasmodiidae. Bases 1 to 507 code for a protein of 168 amino acids. Gene Ontology annotation, molecular function: calcium ion binding. The transcript is spliced from 6 exons. The record is from RefSeq and is a predicted model, not a curated record. Gene Ontology annotation, cellular component: centrosome; centriole.
AUGAACAGGAAAACCCCCAACAUGAUUCGAAGCAGCAACGCGAGAAGCAAAAGGAACGAACUCAACGAGGAGCAGAAGCUGGAAAUAAAGGAAGCAUUUGAUUUAUUCGACACCAAUGGCACGGGAAGAAUCGACGCGAAGGAGCUGAAGGUUGCCAUGCGGGCCCUGGGCUUCGAACCCAAAAAGGAGGACAUUCGAAAAAUAAUCUCCGACGUUGACCAAGACGGGUCGGGCACCAUCGACUUCAAUGACUUCCUGGACAUCAUGACGAUUAAGAUGAGUGAGCGAGACCCCAAGGAGGAAAUACUCAAAGCCUUCCGCCUCUUCGACGACGACGAAACUGGAAAGAUAUCCUUCAAGAAUUUGAAGCGAGUGGCGAAGGAACUCGGAGAAAACAUAACUGAUGAGGAAAUCCAGGAGAUGAUCGAUGAAGCUGACCGAGACGGAGAUGGAGAAAUUAACGAGGAGGAAUUCAUGCGCAUCAUGAAGAAAACGAACCUGUUCUAGGGACACUGCGCACGACGAUGGGAAAGCAGCUUCUGUAACGUUUGCUCGGUUUUCUCGGUCCGCGCCCCACCCCUGGGCCCUCACCGCUCCACCUUCAGCUUGACUUGGUCCGUGAGUGUCACUCGCCUUUUUUUCUUCUUAAAUGGCUUCUUCCUCGGUUGCGAAAGGGGACCUGGCCAUUUCUCCUCCAUGUAAUCGAUGCGCUCCUCCAAUGUAUCUA